Messenger RNA from Xiphophorus maculatus (southern platyfish), 3484 nucleotides. RefSeq names its product ST8 alpha-N-acetyl-neuraminide alpha-2,8-sialyltransferase 2 (gene st8sia2). Gene Ontology annotation, biological process: oligosaccharide metabolic process; N-glycan processing. The record is from RefSeq and is a predicted model, not a curated record. Bases 298 to 1446 code for a protein of 382 amino acids. The transcript has 6 exons. NCBI's taxonomy places the organism in Eukaryota, Metazoa, Chordata, Actinopteri, Cyprinodontiformes, Poeciliidae. Gene Ontology annotation, molecular function: alpha-N-acetylneuraminate alpha-2,8-sialyltransferase activity.
AACGGGAGACUGCAGCGGCACAUCGCCCCGUCGGGAGACAGAAGCGCAACCAACAUCCGAGGAGGAAGAGGAGGAUCGGAGGAGAGAGAAGGACCACGUCUCACUCAGGGGAGUGUCCGAUAAGAACAAAGAGAGAGAGAGAAAGGGAAAAAAUAUGACAGAGCGAGUCCUGGGUUAACAGAUGGGAACUAAGAGGAGGUGGAUGUAACGCGGAGCUCGCUGGAAGGAAGGGAGGAAAGAAGGAGGAGAGGAAGAGGGACUCCCGGGCCGGCGGCUGCAGCCCACCACCCUUCAGCCAUGCCGCCUGUAUUCCGCUCUCUGCUGUUCGGCUUUCUAGCGCUGCUGGUUGUGCUUUUGAUAAUUGAUGAUAUUGCAGAAGUGGAAAAAGAAAGCGCAAAAAUUGGGCUCACGAAGAAAACCAACGUUCACCAGCUAGUUCCGAAACCUCACAGAAAGGCGGCAGCACACACAGAUCCGACUGCGAUAACAACAAUUGCCAAAUAUCCUCAUCCUCCAACCUGUAACGACACCACCAAACACCCGUCAAACAGUUGGGCCUUUAACAAGACGCUCUCCAACCUCAUCAGAAAGAAUAUUCUCAGAUUCCUCGACCCAGAGAGAGACAUCUCAAUUCUAAAGGGCACGCUGAAGCCAGGAGACAUCAUCCACUAUGUGUUUGAUCGUCAAAGCACCACAAACAUCUCGGAGAAUCUCUAUCGUCUGUUGCCAACCGCAUCGCCGAUGAAAAACCAGUAUCACAGGCGCUGCGCCAUCGUGGGGAAUUCUGGGAUCCUGCUGAACAGCAGCUGCGGACCAGAAAUCGACUCUCAUGAUUUUGUUAUCAGGUGCAACCUGGCCCCUGUGGAGGAGUAUUCUCAGGACGUGGGCCGGCGGACCAACCUGGUGACCAUGAACCCCUCGGUGGUGCAGCGGGCCUUCCAGGACCUGGUCAGCGACGAGUGGAAGGAUCGUUUCCUGCAGCGCCUGCAGAACCUCAGCGGCAGCGUGCUGUGGAUCCCGGCCUUCAUGGCGAAGGGCGGGGAGGAGCGUGUGGAGUGGGCCCUCCGCCUCAUCCUGGUGCAUACUGUGGACGUGCGCACGGCGUUCCCGUCGCUGCGUCUGCUCCACGCUGUCCGAGGGUACUGGCUCACCAACAAUGUUCACAUCAAGCGUCCCACCACUGGCCUCCUCAUGUACACGAUGGCCACUCGCUUCUGUGAGGAGAUCCACCUCUACGGCUUCUGGCCAUUUCCUCUCGGCCCACAGGGCAGGCCAGUGAAAUACCACUACUACGAUACUCUAAAGUACGAGUACACAUCCAGCUCCAGUCCUCACACCAUGCCCCUGGAGUUCAGGACCUUGAGCACUUUGCACAGACAGGGGGCGCUCCGGCUCCACACGGGAAGCUGUGAUCUGGACCGAGGAGCACAGAAAGAUCUCAGCUGAAGCCAUGAUUCUGACUGUGCAAAAUGUUAUUCUUGUUACUGCUUUUUCUGAUAAAACUUGAAGGAAGAACUGAAUGGGAACACUGUCAAUUACAGCCUUUUGUAUUGGCUCAUUAAGCGUAUUUUACCUUUAAUGAGAUUUCUAUGGCAACCGAUAUCUCUUGGGGGUUUAUUUGUGAGCUUCCACGAAUGCAGCAGAUGGUUUGUGUUUUAUACCUGGGGCUACAGGUUUGGAGAAGACACAAAAAUGGGCUAUUUUCCUGCUGUUUCAAAGAAAAUUGACUCUAAUUCCGUUUUAAAGUCAACUAUUUGUAUUGUAACACAGCAGGUACCUGUACACACAGGAAAAAUCUGUCACUUGUACCCUGCGGUGCUGAAUUUAUAAAAUACUGUUUGUAAAGGAGACAUUUAAAAAAAAAUGAAAGCAGAAGCAUGAUAGAAUGACUAAGAGGUCAUUUUAAUACCAAGUAGUUCAUAAUCUGAUGGGCUCCAUUAAAUCUAUGAUCUUAACUCUGGCAUGUCCACCGCAUGAUGAGCAGCUGCUUGGUGGCUCUUGCGAUGUCUCGUUGGGCCACAAGAUGGAAGCACUAAAUAAUCAGGGUCAAGAAUGUACAAAGUUCCAAUCUGAGCUGCUUAAUUUCUAUCAUUCUUAAAGAACCGGAAUUACUUUUAAUUUCUUUUUUGUGCUUUUCUAACUUCACAUAAAGCACCUUAAAUUCCAGUGAUCCCCAGUGAACUGGAGCCAACAUUUGAUGAGGUUGCCUUGAGAACCAAAUGACUGAAUGGAAGCAUGCGGUGUUUUGUGUACCUCCCGUGAGGAUAAAGUAGCAGUGUGCCAGCUGUUCACAUAUGAAUGUUUGCUCAGCCAACACUAAACUCAUUUUGCAGAGUUUCCUCGAAGUUUCUGCACUGGACAUGUGAGAUAUGUGAGUACAGGAAGUUGUUUGCUGUUAGGAAGGAGAGCUUAGCAUUUUAAAAAUGAAUGUAUCAGUGACUUUCUUACAGUAAGUGAAUUACAAGAAUGUGCUUUAAAUGAAUCUGUAACUGAAGAUGUUCAGUGCAAUAACCCUCAAACAAGGUAGAGCAUUGUGAUCUUGAGGUAGUGUUUUUUUUAAAUAGGGAUGUGACUUUUUCUUGUAUAGGGACUUUUGAUUAAUAUUAUACCAGUAUUUAUAGAGAAUGAUAGAUUUAUUAGCAUAUUUAAUUGUAGCUGACACUGUUCUGUGCCUAUAAUCAAAAAAUGCCAAUGCAUUAAAAGGACCACCUACCUACAUAUUUGUAAAUACAAAGUUUCAGGAUUCAUGACAAAAAAAGGUCUUGCAUACAGCUUUGGCCAGAAGCUAACAGAAACUGAUAAUCGGCAUGAAUGUCAGAUUAUUAUUAUUUAAACAGUUUUUUUCAGGGUGGAGUGAUUAUACAUCAUCCAACAAUGAUAAAAUAUAAUUAGGUGCACAUAUUAUUUUGGUUAUGGAUUUUCUCUAAUUCAUACAAGGUCAUAAGUAUACAUACUGGCUCAAAUAUAUGUAUAUACACCCACUAUUAUAUCAAUAAAAGCCCACCAAUCUGAAAACCCAAGAAGGUAUAGAAUGACUAAAUUCCUUUUUUAGCCAUCAGGAAACUUCUACAGUAGCUUAGCAGAAAGAAGAAUUUGUUUAUCUAACAAAUUCUGAAUUGUUCGAUAAACAAUUUGGAAUUGUUUAUCUAAAUCUAAUCAAGUCUAAAAUAAGUUACAUUUUAAAUCAAUUAAUUGGCUGAAGUUUAAGUCAUCCAAUAAGCUUAAUUUUUAUUAAGCUGGUGGUGCUUUAUUUAUUCCAAUACCAGUUUUGAUGUGUUUGUGUUUUAUACCUGGGACUACAGGUUUGGAGAAGACACAAAAAUGGGCUAUUUUCCUGCUGUUUCAAAGAAAAAUGACUGUAAUUCCAUUUUAAAGUCAACUAUUUGUAUUGUAACACAGCAGGUACCUGUAGACACAGGAAAAAUCUGUCACUUGUACCCUGCGGUGCUGAAUUUAUAAAAUACUGUUUGUAAAGGAGACAUUU